Prorocentrum cordatum is the source of this 1314-nucleotide messenger RNA. Lineage: Eukaryota; Dinophyceae; Prorocentrales; Prorocentraceae. The record is from the annotation of a GenBank genome assembly.
AUGGCGGGCGGCCUCGGCGGCGAGGCCAGCGGCUCUGGCGAGGGCACCUACACCGUCUUCGACUGCUGCCUGGGCGGCGCGCCCUUCGAGGCGCGCACGCUGCACGAGGCGGUGCACAGCUGGGCGGACGCGCUGCACGAGCACGCGGCCCUCGCGAACGGAGGCGGCGGCCUGCGGGCCGGCCUGGCCCUGGUGCAGCGCACGGGCACGGCGGAGGUGCUGCCGUGGGGCUUCCACGCCGCCGCGGCGCUGCGCGCGGCCGCCCAGCGCCUGCAGGCCUGGGCGGCGGCGGGCGAGCUCGAGUCCGGCGGCGCCGCGGGGGCGAGCGGUGCGGGCGACGGCGAGGGCUGCCUGCUCGAGGCGCUCGGGGGCGUCCGGCAGAGGCUCCUCGCACACGCGCAGGCUCACCCCGGGGAGCCCGGGGCCCGCCACGUGCGGGUGGAGGUCUGGAGCUUGCGGGCCGAGGUCAGGGCGCCGCUGCUGCGCCACCGCGCCUCAGGUGUGGCGGGAGGCCAGCCCGGGGCCCCGGCCAUCAGCGUGGCGCUGGUGAGCCUCGGCGGUGGCGGUGGGGCCCCGUGCUGCGAGGUGGCGCCCAGUGACCUCGAGGUCAUCCAGGUCGCUCCCUCGAGCGCCGACGUUCGGAGGCACUUCAGGCGGCUGCUGUCGGGCUGGAUGGCGGCGGUUGUGGUGAUGCCCGCCGCCAAGGCUGGCGUGGCUUCCUGGCGGCCCGCGCGCGCAGCUUGCGUCUGCCUGCCGACGGUGCUUCCUCUGCCCGAUCGAGAAGAGUCGGCUCCGAUUGCGCCGGUGGAGUUCAACCUCGUGGGGCUGGUGUCUGCCGACGCCGUCGCCCCGUGCCACAGUUAUGGGGUGCCGCUGGUGUUGCGGCCGGCCCAUGCUCCUGGCGCGCGUGCGUCACUGGAGGCGCUGGCGGCGGGCCUGCAGCUGCGAGGUGCCGUUGGGAUCUUCUCGGCUGAGCUGUGCCCAGCAGGCCUGUGCUACAGAUCUCAGGCGCAGUUCUUCUUCGCCUCGCCAUCGGGGUGCCGUGGCGGCCCGAGGUCCUUGGUCCUGCAGGGGGCGCUGAGCUACAGCGUGGCAUCCGCAGCAGUCCCGGUCUCGCUGCCGCGGCCUGACCUCCGCGAGGAGGAGGAGAGGUUCUCGGCGCCGUACUUGGCCCUGGGCAGGUGGCCGCUGGAGCGGGUGUACAACCCGCUCCGCCACUGCCUGGAGCCACCGCUGUGCAGGGUGCUGGCCGAGGAAGCGGACCUCCGAGGGCGUGCGAGGGACGGCGCCAAGAUCGGACCGGCCGACGUGUAG